AUGGAAAAGGAAAACCAAACAAGUGUCCCUGAAUUUCUCCUCAUGGGUUUCUCGAGUUGGCCAGAGCAGCAGGCACUCCUUUUUGCAGUUUUCCUGUGUGUCUACUUAGCAGGGCUGUUUGGAAACUUACUCAUCUUGCUGGCCAUUGCCUCAGACCAUCGUCUCCAUAUACCCAUGUAUUUCUUCCUUGCCAAUCUGUCUGUGGUAGACCUCUGCCUUCCUUCCUCUACCGUACCCAAGAUGCUAUUAAACAUCCAAACACAGACUCGAUCCAUCUCCUAUCCUGGCUGUCUGGUUCAGAUGUAUUUCUGUAUGAUGUUUGCCAACAUGGACAAUUUACUUCUCACAGUGAUGGCGUAUGAUCGUUAUGUGGCCAUCUGUCACCCUUUGCAUUACUCCACCAUUAUGACCCAGCCCCUCUGCAUCUCUCUUGUGGGUGUAACUUGGGUAAUUGCCAUCUUGAACCCCCUCUUGCACACCCUUAUGAUGACCCAUCUGCACUUCUGCUCUAAUAAUGUCAUCCACCAUUUCUUCUGUGAUAUCAACUCUCUCCUCCCUCUGUCCUGUUCUGACACCAGUCUUAAUCAGUUCUUGGUUCUUGCUGUGGUAGGGCUAAUCUUUGUGGUACCUUCAGUGUGUAUCCUGGCAUCCUAUAGCCUCAUCAUCUCUGCUGUGAUGAAAAUCCCUUCUGCCCAAGGAAAACUCAAGGCUUUCUCCACCUGUGGAUCUCAUCUUGCCUUGGUCAUUCUUUUCUAUGGAGCAAUCACAGGGGUUUAUAUGAGCCCUUCAUACAACCAUUCAACUGAAAAAGACUCAGCUGCAUCAGUAAUUUUCAUGAUCGUAGCCCCUGUGGCGAAUCCUUUCAUUUAUAGUCUACGGAACAACGAGCUGAAGGGGGCUUUAAAGAAGGCUCUAUGCCAGAGCAAGAUCUCCCAGUGAUUCACACUGGCCGAAAGGAGUUUGACAGAAAGCAAAUCCUAAUGAGAUCAUUAUUUUCAUUUUCAUCAUAAUCACAAAGUUGUUACUAAACAC
Molecule: messenger RNA, 1032 nt
Organism: Camelus dromedarius (Arabian camel)
Lineage: Eukaryota; Metazoa; Chordata; Mammalia; Artiodactyla; Camelidae
Product: putative olfactory receptor 1F12P
Exons: 1
Coding region: 1-939 (312 amino acids)
Biological process (GO): G protein-coupled receptor signaling pathway
Cellular component (GO): plasma membrane
Molecular function (GO): G protein-coupled receptor activity; olfactory receptor activity
Source: RefSeq, a predicted model, not a curated record